AUGACGGUUAAUUCCAUCAAAUCGGUAUACAACAUUAUAUCUCCGAGGGCGCAAUCUGCGACGUUCGUCCGCAAAAGAUUCGUCGGUCGAGCAAGGUUCUGCAAUCGCUAUCUUUCUCCACAGGGUUUACAGAUGUCAUUACCAGAUGAAUUAUGGAGGUUGAUUUUGGAACUUGGAGUCGAAACUUCAUCUUUAACCUACAAAGACAUUUGUUGUCUUUCAAUGGCUUCCAGACGUUUAAAUCAUCUUUCAAAAGAAGACAACAUUUGGUCAAAAUUACUCUCUUCCGAUUUCCCUACUCUCUCUUCAUCUUCAACCUCUACUCCUCCCAAAUCCAUCUACCAAACCAGAUUCGAAAAAGACAAAGCAAAAAAACUUUUAGCAGAAAAACGAGCUGUCCUAAGACUCGAAUCUCAGAUCCAUGAACACACAAGAAAAGUACACGAGAUUGAACACCAAUUAGAUGAAGAGAAUGAGAAGAUCAAAUCCGCCAUUGAUGAGUUGAAGAACUUGCAGAAAGUGAAGGAAGCUUCGAGUGCUUUGAAGGUUUGGCAACCGGAGAUUGUUCAUGGAAGGCAUAGACAGAUUGUUGAGCAUUGUAGUGUCCCGGUUGAGUCGAGGAUUAAUGUGUUGGAUAUGGAGAUUAAGCUUUGUAGACAACAGAUGAUUGGGUUUUUGAAAGCUCGAAGAGAAGAAAAGGGAAGACUUGAAAUGGUGAAGGAGAAGUUAUUGAAGGUGAAGUAUCGAUCGUUUGAAUGUUUGGAAAGAAGUAAUGUUGAUGACGAAUCAAGAAAGUGUAGAAAGAAUUUGAAGAAAGUGAAAAGAGUGGAAUAGCAAUUUGAUGUUGUAUUUUUAUUAUAGUUAGAGGUGUAAUUUGUGUUUCUUUUUUAGGGAUAUUGUUUGAAUAUUGGUUUAAAAACUUUUGCUUAUCAAAGGGC
This is a messenger RNA of Lactuca virosa, 938 nucleotides long. NCBI's taxonomy places the organism in Eukaryota, Viridiplantae, Streptophyta, Magnoliopsida, Asterales, Asteraceae. The record is from the annotation of a GenBank genome assembly.